This is a messenger RNA of Physcomitrium patens, 3344 nucleotides long. Lineage: Eukaryota; Viridiplantae; Streptophyta; Bryopsida; Funariales; Funariaceae. The record is from RefSeq and is a predicted model, not a curated record.
GUGGAGAGCUGAUUCUUCAGCGGAAUCCUUGAGCUUUGCGGUUGCGAUUCUGGUUAUCCUCCUUUUUCUGGCUGCUGUGGCGGUUGAGGAAGUUUUUGUAGCUGGUGUUGUUGGGAGAAUGGUAGCCCGACCUUAGAUGAUGAGCUCGUCCAAGCUUUCGAAUUUCGAUUAGGUUGUUUUGUCCGGUUGCCAACUGCGAGUUGCAAUUUUCUUGCAGGAUUUUCACGUCAAUGCAGCUGCGAUUGAUGAGUAUUCUGAUAGCGCCUGGCUUCUGCAGUGAGCUUGUUCCCCUGCUCUGUUGAAUUUCACCUUUCGCCCAACUUCGCGCUGUAAGAGCACAUUGAAUUGUCUGCAUUUUUUCAGUGACACUCGAGCUCAAUUGGGUACUCUGAAAUUUUGAUAUUCGCAGGAGGGUUGUGUAGUGGAUUCAGGGUCCGUGGGGUUCUUCACCGAGAAUGCAGUUGACGAUGUAAUCUGUCAUUCUUUGGAUUCUGAUGGCUAAACCCCUGCUUCUCCCCGCCACUACUGCCCCGGUUCUCAAGAAUCAUAAGAAAGGUUUAGUCAAUGAAACAUCCCUAUCCUGCAGUUAUCCUACUGGGUCGAAUUACCACUUUAGAAGCAGUCCUCACCAAAAAUUAGCUUGGGAUCAGCGAGUUGUGGUGGUAGCGGUCUCAAGGAGAGGCUGGAAGCUACUGAAAGCUGCGCAAUCCCAGGAAAGAUUAGGUCUCGGUAAUGUGGCAUUUGGAAGGGCGACCAAUUCCCCUUCAUGCUUCGGAUGCCAUGACCAAAGGGUUCGCAGUGUUCAAGCUACAUUGCAAGAGAAGGAUGGGGUUGCACUGGAUGAAGAGAAAUCAGCGGCUAUGGAGACUUUGGAGCUUCUGGAGUGGCCCCGAGUGUGUCGUGCAGUGGCUUCGUUUGCUGCAACGACAUUGGCCAAAGAGCAGCUUCAGGUGUUGGAGAUUCCGGCAACGAGGGAAGCGAGUGAAGCUUUGCUCGAAUUGACGAGUGCUGGCGUGGAGUUUAUUUCUUUACUGGGCGGGCCCUUCGAGUUGGGCGUGUUGCGAACACAAGUGGUGAAGGAUUGCAUCCUGCGCAUACGCAAGGGUAUGGUAGUAUCUGGAGUUGAGGCCCUCGCCGUCGCAAUGCUUCUGCAAACCAGCGGGAACGUGCGGCGCCAGGUCUCGAAUACUGCACAGGAGUUCCAGGACAGGCAAAGUGUUCUGGAGCCAAUCGUGGAUAUGCUCGGUCCUAUGGCGACGCAUCCUGAGCUUGAGAAGGGCAUAUGGAGGAUAAUAGACGAGGAUGGCACAGUCAAGGAUAGUGCUAGUCCGGAGCUCAGGAAAGCUCGUAUACAAGAACGUUCAGUUGAGCAACGGCUUCGAGAGCUUUUCAACAAAAUAUCACGCGACAAGGGAGCCAACAUCCAAUCUGAGGAGGUCGUGCUAGUGGAUGGAAGAAUGUGCUUGGUGGUGGCUUCGGACAACCGCAGCAAUGUUCCAGGGCUUCUUUUACGAAGUGGCUCUGGAGCAACUUCGUACAUAGAGCCAGCUGGUGCAGUGCCCUUGAACAACAAGCUCAGCGAAGCCCGAGCGGAGGUUGCCAAAGCAGAGUACAAUGUUCUUUCGAGAUUAACUGACCAGCUGAGACCUUACCUAGACGACAUUCAGUUUUGUCUCAAUAUUAUAGUCCGCCUCGAUGUGAUAAUGGCUCGUGCGAGGUAUAGCACAUGGUUAGGGGCCACCAAACCUACAUUUAUCGACACCGAAUCUCAAAGCCUUGUUAGACUGCAAUUGCGAAGAGCUAGGCAUCCCCUGCUUGUACAACGACAUCGCGAGGCUCUAAGAGAUGCCAAAGCUGCACUUAAGUCUAAAUCCAAGAACCUUGGAAGGCUGAAGUCAAGGGCAGGCACGAUGAUGGCUCUUCAAGAAACAAAGGCCGCAGUUGCAGAAGCAGAAGCUGAGGUGGCAGAACUGGAGGAGAAUGCGCCUGUGCCGAUCGAUGUGCGGGUAGUUGGUGAAACAAAAGUGGUGGCGAUUACCGGUCCCAACACUGGAGGAAAGACUGCUACUAUUAAGACCGUAGGCUUAGCUGCUCUGAUGGCUAAAUCAGGACUUUUUGUGCUGGGGAUAGAACCGGUUGUGUUGCCGUGGUUCGAUGCCGUACUAGCAGACAUAGGUGAUGAACAGUCGUUAAGUCAAUCCCUUUCAACAUUCUCUGGUCACCUGCGCCGCAUCAAGCGAAUCAAAGAAGUGUCAACUGGCAGCUCGUUGGUGCUACUAGAUGAGGUAGGUGCAGGCACAGAUCCAACGGAGGGGGCAGCCCUCGGAAUGGCCUUACUUGAAUCAUUCGCUCAAAGUGGCAAGGGAGGUUCAUAUCUUACCAUGGCCACGACUCAUCAUGGAGAGCUUAAGACUCUUAAGUACAGUGACUCAAGAUUUGAGAAUGCGUCUGUGGAAUUUAGCGAGGAAAAGCUAAGACCCACGUAUAAGCUGCUUUGGGGCAUUCCUGGGAGAUCGAAUGCGAUCAACAUUGCAGAGAGACUUGGUGUACCAAAAGAUAUUCUAGAUGAAGCUAGGACUCUUUAUGGUGUUGUCAGCGCUCAGCUUAGUGAGGUUAUUAUGGAGCUCGAACUGGCAAAACGUGACUUUGACCAAGAUAUAGCAACAGCAGACUCUCAAAUCACGGAUUCAAAAAUGCUUCUGCAACAGCUGGUUGCUGUGUCGAAGAAGCUCCAAGAAAACCAACACAUGCUUGACGUGCAGAGGGCUGAUCGUGUAGCGGCAGCUGCAGGAGCUGCAAGGUCCCAGCUCCAUGCGAUUGCACGAGAUGUGAAAAGUAGUACCAAAGUGCCUUUGAAGGUCCCUCCGUCGUUUCAAAACACGAAUACCGAGGUGACGCAAGUGAAACAGAACAUGAAAGUUGCAACCAACUCUCAAGCUCCUAAAGGUGCUGUCCCAAGCGUUGGCGACAUGGUUUAUGUGCCCAAGCUUGGUCGAAAUGCCAAAGUUGUUGAAGUCAAAACUAGCAAAAAAGAAGUUACGGUCCAAUCAGGAGCAAUGCAAGUGAAGGUGAAGUUGAAAGAGAUACAAUGGCCUGGCCUUGUGCAAGCUUAAUCAAAGCUUACUCAAGUUCAUGACACUUGUACCAGGAUAGCAACAUGUUGAAAGAUUAUUCAUUUAUUUCAAGUGUAUUAACACAGUAAUGUUGAAUGAAGAGCAGGGGCCCCUGUUGUCUUUGCUGUGUACAAAAAACCUUGGUAGAAGAAUUUAUUCGUAGUAUAAUGUUUACAUAAUAUUGUAUUGUGCACUCCAAAAGAAUACCUUCUACCUUAAUCCUUACUUUUC